ACUCGUCCACAAACAGCGUGAAAGCAGCCUCUUGCAAGGUUAGUUGAGCAACCUGUGCCUUUCUCGUCGAAGUCUUUGCCGGGAAUCGCAAUGGUAGCGUCAUAGCAGCUGUUGGUAUCCAUCGGUAGACUUAUUAUUGGCGAACAUGGACGUACCAAGGUGUACCUGUAUUAUUUUAUGUAUGUGUCUCGCAAGUUUUGUCGCCGCGAGACGAUAUGACGGUUACAAGGUGAUCCGUAUAACUCCUCAAAAGACAGAUGAAGUGGCCGUGAUAAAAAGUGUUCGAGACCGAUUUGACCUGGAUUUCUGGUCAGACUACGUCAUUGUCGAUCACCCGAUUAACGUAAUGGCACCACCGGACCAGGUCUCCGACGUUAUUAGCAUAUUAGACAAACACGGUAUACGUUUCGAGAUUACAAUGGAGGAUAUCCAAUAUGAAAUUGACAAGCAAAUGGCGGACUUCGAAGGAGAAGCGACAGAUAGGGGGCCAAUCAAGCUUUCAAGAUUUGAUUACAGCAGCUACCAUACAAUGCCUGCGAUUGACGCUUGGAUGGACAGCGUGGUAGAGACAUAUCCUAAUUUAACUGAAAUAUUCACUGUAACGUAUUCAUACGAAGGUCGACCAAUUCGAGGCAUUAAGAUACGGAAACCCGCUUCUUAUAAUAAAUCAUGUGCGUGGUUCGAGGGCGGUAUACAUGGCAGAGAGUGGGUAUCGCCCAGUUCCAUGUUGUUCAUGAUCAAAGAGAUGGUGGAGAACUAUGGUGUGGACCCCGUGGUUACGAAAAUGAUAGACUCAUUAGACUGGUAUAUUGUACCUGUCCUAAACGUCGAUGGAUAUAUCUAUACGUUUGUAGAUCGAUUGUGGCGAAAAGACCGGAGUCCGAAUAACGGAUCUUACUGCGUGGGUACAGACCUCAACAGAAACUGGUCGUUUGAAUGGGGAGGGCCAGAUUCACAAACGAACCCCUGUUUCGUGACGUAUCGGGGAACAGGCCCAGCAUCGACUGUAGAAGUGACUGGAACUGAGAAUUAUUUAAGAAAUUUGUCUGAUAAACUUGUGCUCUUUGUGGACUGGCAUUCCUUCUCUCAGCUGUGGAUGGCACCUUGGUCGUAUACACCAAAAGUUAAUGAAUUUUACGAAGAUCACAUGAAAUUCUUGGAGGCGGCUGUCACGAAACUGCAAUCUGUUUACGGGACAAAGUAUAGAUAUGGGCCGGUAUACGAAAUUAUUUAUUCCGCUUCAGGUGCAAGUUUGGAUUUUGUGUUUGGUGAACUUGGAGUUAAGCAUUCUUACGCAGUAGAACUUCGAGACAAGGGAUACUACGGUUUCUUGUUACCCAAAACGCAAAUCAUACCCACCUGCAUCGAAGCAUGGGAAUCGGCUAAAGCCGGCGUGAUGUACCUCUUAGAAGAAGAAGGAAUCUAGUUCCGUUUAACUGCCAAGAAGUGACGCCAUGAUACAUACACCCGCGUGAGUACCGCGGUGUUCCGGCAAGAGAAAACAGAAUACGAACGUCAUCUGUGUGUUGAUUAAAGUGUGCCAGGUUAUCUCGUUAUUCAGGAAUUUUUACAAACAUUUUUUUUUUAUAAAAUGAAUCUAAUCAUUGAUAUUUAGCAGUAUUAAUAUUAUUAUAUGAAGUCUUAUAAAAAAAAAAACACGUCGAUUUGGGGUCGAUAAGUGAACAAUGCCUGAAGUCAGCCCUUAUUAUUUUAAAACACCCUUUUUAUAUUACGAAAAAGUGGAAUAACGACCGCGUGACCACCAGUGCUUUGAUUGGACCUCGAGUACUGUUCACCAUUUCAUCGAAUCGCUCAUGUAUGUACAUCCAACGAACGACAGAGAUGGCACGCAAGUAAAAUCAGUCAUACUAAAACAAUAUAUAAGUUAUAAGUUAUUUUUUCAAACAAUGUAAUUGACGUCAUACAGGAUAGCUGAAAGAGUCCCAUAUGUGUGUUCAAAAUAAAACAUGCGCUUAUGCAGUUUUCAGUGUCAACAUGGUCGCAUCUACAUACACGUACCCGCAUGAUGAACAUUGGACUCUUAUUGUGUCACAGUUCCUCAACACUGUCGCUCCAUGAAUUGCCGUGAAUUGCGACG
This is a messenger RNA of Saccoglossus kowalevskii, 2098 nucleotides long. RefSeq names its product carboxypeptidase B-like. Gene Ontology annotation, biological process: proteolysis. Gene Ontology annotation, molecular function: zinc ion binding; metallocarboxypeptidase activity. Lineage: Eukaryota; Metazoa; Hemichordata; Enteropneusta; Harrimaniidae. The record is from RefSeq and is a predicted model, not a curated record.